Messenger RNA from Carcharodon carcharias (great white shark), 1808 nucleotides. RefSeq names its product activated RNA polymerase II transcriptional coactivator p15-like. NCBI's taxonomy places the organism in Eukaryota, Metazoa, Chordata, Chondrichthyes, Lamniformes, Lamnidae. The record is from RefSeq and is a predicted model, not a curated record. Gene Ontology annotation, biological process: positive regulation of transcription initiation by RNA polymerase II. Gene Ontology annotation, cellular component: nucleus; transcription regulator complex. Gene Ontology annotation, molecular function: DNA binding; transcription coactivator activity. Bases 124 to 495 code for a protein of 123 amino acids. The transcript has 5 exons.
CAGCGGAAGUGACGCACUCCCAGCAGCGUAAUAGCGCGAGCAGUGUCUGUUGGGGGAGAUUCAGUAAGACAGAAGCUGCGUGUGAGCUCUAACUGCCGGUCACGCGAACCCCACUCCGUCAAUAUGCCUAAGUCAAGGGAAGUUGUUUCUACAAGCUCAGACAGCGAAUCGGAUAGUGAGGUUGAUCAAAAGGUUAAGAGAAAGAAGCCAACUCCAGUAGAGAAACAAGUAAAAAAGCAGAAGAGUGGAGAGAGUUCUGGGGGUGCAAAAUGCACUAAGAGUGACAAAGAUGACAACCUAUUUCAGAUUGGCAAGAUGAGAUAUGUUAGCGUGCGUGAAUUCAAAGGCAAAGUUCUAAUUGAUGUCAGAGAAUACUGGAUGAACCAAGAUGGUGAAAUGAAGCCUGGAAAAAAAGGAAUCUCUUUAUUACCGGACCAAUGGAAUCAACUGAAGGAAAUGAUUCCUGACAUUGAUGAUGCACUAAAAAGGUUAUAGGAUGACCAUAUAAAGAUGUACCCUGCUUUUUGUCAUUGAACUUGUCCAUCUUUAACACUUAAUUGUUUUCUAAAGAAAUUAAGCUUGUUUGUAUUGUAAUGUUCAUAAUGUGACUGUUUUAUGUAUCUGCAGUACAUCCCAGCUUUCAUAUUUUUUAAAAACUCUUUAAGGGGUACACUAUAUAGAAAAGUGGUAUGGAAUUUGUUUUUAGUGUUAAAAUUACAUUUUUGUUUCCUGAUUUGAUGUUUAGCAACUGCCAUAUCAUGUCUGUAGACUGUUGCUUAUAUUAUCCUGAGCUAGUAGACAAAUACUUUCAAGAACAAUUUCAUAUUUAAAUUCAUGCAGCUCUACCAAGAUUUAUUUUGAAGUAUGGUUCAAUCAUUGAAUCUUCUGGCUAUUUCAAAUUGGCAUUUUUAGCUUUCCCCAGUGGCCUUGUGGGUAAAUGCACCAUCAGGUGUAGCAAUAAACCAUACAGGCCAGAAGAUCCGAGGGUUGAUUUAUGGUUUAUUCUAUAUUAGCUGAGCUGACCUUGUCUGCAACAGCAGUUGGGCCGCAACAAUUUGCCUUUGUGCCCUGGAAUAGGAACAGUGGAACUCGGUCAGGGUUUCCACUUGUGAUUGUCAUUCACUAUCCACUACUGGAAAAUGAACCUGUUGAUGUCUGUUCAGGGUUGGGUUAAGCUUACUGUGUUGCUGUCCAUGGUUGCAACUUUUUGACCCAGGGCUAAACAUAUACACAUGGCAUCUUAAUGAGUUGCCAAAGAGCUACGUGUCUGGAAUUUCACUCCAGUAAGAAUUGGUGUCAUCAGGAUAGAUGGGGAGGGGAUGAAAAAACAUUGUGUCACCAAUACCAUAGGGAUAAUUUAAUUUUUUUUUUUGCUUUCUUUUUAAAAAAGUAUACUGCAUAUUGAAGCUUCUCAGCUUCUGAUAAUCCUAAUAUACCAUGUUUUUCUGGGGAUGGGGAGGAUGGGAUAAUGUAGUGUUUGACUCCACAAUUAAUCAAAACUAGCUCUGUCCUACACACACACUUGGUGGAUUCCAUAGUUCAAAUAAAUUUAUUCAGCUUUGGGUUUUUCAAGCUCUCUUUGGACUAGUAAACACUUUUAGUGGCUUUGUAAUAACUAAUGGACUGAUGCAUUAUACAACCACGUGGGCUCUUGUCACAGUACUUUCAUGAGGUAUCAGUUCCAAUUUAAUAUUUUCACGCAGCAUGCUUUGACUAUUUUCAGUAUGCUUUUUGUAUUAUUUCACCAUGUUCAUAUUUCUCUGAUCUGUAUUGAAAUAUGGUAAAAAUAAAUAAAGCUGUUGCGGCAA